Molecule: messenger RNA, 471 nt
Organism: Rotaria sp. Silwood1
Lineage: Eukaryota; Metazoa; Rotifera; Eurotatoria; Philodinida; Philodinidae
Source: the annotation of a GenBank genome assembly
AUGGCGUCUUCGUUUCCUUCUCGUCCUGUUUACGAUCAAACAUCGAAUGAGUUUACAGCAGUGGGUCUGCAUUUCUUACGUUCUUAUUUUGCUCGUAAUCCUCGUCCAAAUGACAAUGAAUUUAAGGAACUUGAAAAGCAAUUUGGCUGUGAAAUUCGAAAAUUACGAGAUAGUUUCAUAUGCAUGCGACGACAUGACAAGCUGAAGCAAGAAAAAAGGGCCAAUUUGAAUGAUACAACAACUACCGCACAUGCUUGGUCUUUAGAAUCAUUACCACCGGAAAGUCCUGAAUUAUCAACACCUAUUGAAUUUCUCAACACAAUAUCAAGAGAUCAAGCCGGUGAUUUUUUCAAGAAAAUUAAAACCAAGGGUGGCUACAAAUUACUCAUGAAUCCCAAGCAUGUGGAUGUUGAAAUUCCUGUAGAAGAAAUUGACUUAUUGUCCAGUGUAACACCCGAAGACGGUAAUUGA